Messenger RNA from Amaranthus tricolor (Joseph's coat), 1746 nucleotides. RefSeq names its product protein LYK5-like. Gene Ontology annotation, molecular function: ATP binding; protein kinase activity. The coding region runs from base 144 to 1625 and encodes 493 amino acids. The transcript has 2 exons. The record is from RefSeq and is a predicted model, not a curated record. Gene Ontology annotation, biological process: protein phosphorylation. NCBI's taxonomy places the organism in Eukaryota, Viridiplantae, Streptophyta, Magnoliopsida, Caryophyllales, Amaranthaceae.
UACAUACUAUUUAAGAAAAAUUUAAAUUACAAUUCUAUCUUUAUGUUUUGCAUUAUUUAAAAAAAAAACUUAUUCCAUCUCAUAAUCCGAAUUAGUAGAAGAAACAUUGACUUGCCCCUAAUUGGCCUAACCCUCUGAUAACAAUGAACAAUAAUACUCCUACUAGAACAACUCCUCAACAUGUCUACGCAACCCACAAACAAAACCCCCAAAAUUCUCCCAAAAAUCAAUUAAAAAAUCUUGUCAAUCCCUCUGAUCAACAACAAAUUCCAAAUAAUUCGACCCAAGUCCCCCAACAAAACCCUAAAUUUCUUAUGUGCAAAGAUAAAAUGUCACUAAAUGUUGUUCCACCAUCCCCAUCUCCCUCAAAUCACCAUAACCAUCGUAAUCAUCCCAUACCCACCACUUCAACCUCUUUUGAUCCGCCAUUAACAACCCCAAACAAGCUUUCUUCAAAUACAACUUCAUCUUCUAACACAUCUCAUUCUAGUCGCCAUUCUUUAUCUAGUCUUCGUAGUUCUCUUCCUGAUAAUCCUCAUUUGUAUGAUAUCUCUGAAAUUCGAUUAGCUACCAACAAUUUCUUAUCCAAAACUUACUCCAAUUCUUCCAGAUGUUGGCGUUGUGAAUUACACGGGAAAUCGGUACUGAUUUUCCAGAGAAAAUCGCAUCAUUCUAGGGGUGUUUUACGCCCAUCAAGUGUUCGACAAAAACUCUCAUCCAUCUGUAAGUCUCAUCACAUAGCUAUUGUUAAUCUUCUCGGAGCUUCGAUUUCUGGAAAUUACAUUUACCUUGUUUAUGAUUUCAUUAAUGGAGCUAGUUUAUCUGAUUUGCUUCGAAAUAAGAACAACCCAGAAUUUACUGUUCUUAAUACAUGGAUGUCUAGGAUGCAGAUUGCUUCAGAUUUAGCAAAUGGAUUAGAUUAUAUUCAUAAUAAUUCCGGAUUAGAUGUGAAAUUUGUUCAUAAUCAUAUAAAAUCGAGUAGCAUUAUUGUUACAGAACCGUCGUUUAAUGCUAAGAUAUGUCAUUUUGGUACUGCGGAGCUUUGUGGUGAACCGACGGAGGAGAGAGAAAGUGUUGAAUGUGAGAAGAAGGUUGAAGAAAUAAUUGAUGAAGAUGAGGAAAAAACGGCGAAAUUAGCUUCAUCUGGGAAGAAUUUGACCCGAUCGAACAGUGUUCAAUUCAACGGCACUACAGGGUAUAUGUCGCCAGAGUUUCAAAUGACAGGAAUAGGAACCCGAAAAUCAGAUGUGUAUGCCUUUGGAGUGGUGCUAAUAGAGCUAUUAUCCGGCGAAGAGGCGGUUAAGUACAAGUACAAUAAAGCAAAGCAAGAGUACACUAAAAUCUCCGCCAUUGACUCGGCUAGAGCAAUGGUGGAGCAAGGGGGGUUAGAAAGAGAAGGAAUGUUGCGAAAAUGGAUUGAUAAAAGGCUCAAAGAUUCUUACCCCGUUCAGGUUGCGGAUAAGUUAACUCGCUUGGCAGUUGAUUGUUUGCAAAUUGACCCUAAUAAACGACCUGAUAUGCGACGAGUCGCCGGUAAAAUUUCACGGUUGUAUUUAGAGUCCCAUUCUUGGUGUGAGAACUUGAAAAUUCCCACCGAUAUUACGGCGUCGUUUGCUCCUCGGUAGACAUAAGUCCUGUUUUUACUCCUUAUUCUAUUUCCAACUUCCAAGGAUACACAUUUUAGUGUACUAAUUUCGUAUUGUUUAUUUACUACCGUAUGAUAUGUUAAAAUGUUGUGUUUAUUAA